AUGCUCCUCUACUCUGAUGUUAUCUCUGAGGAUGAGAUGAUCUCCGAUGCCUUUCCUCUAAAGACCGUCGAUGACAUUGUUUAUCAAGUCGACUGUGCCAUGAUUGUCGUCAAGGACGGCGACGUUAACAUUGGUGCUAAUCCCUCCGCCGAGGAGCAGGAGGAAGCUCUCGAAAACGGUGCACAACAAGUCAACAAUGUCGUCCACUCCUUCCGUCUUCAUCAGACGAAUUUUGACAAGAAGACAUAUCUAUCUUACUUGAAAGGUUACAUGAAGACCAUCAAGACGUACCUCCAGGAGAAAAACCCGGAUCGUGUUGAAGCUUUCGAAAAAGGCGCAGCGGCCUAUGCCAAAAAAAUUGUCGCCAACUUGAAGGAUUUCGAAUUUGUAAUGAAUCUCCACUCUGGUGCCGGAAUUGUUUAA
This is a messenger RNA of Marasmius oreades (fairy-ring Marasmius), 423 nucleotides long. RefSeq lists its product as uncharacterized. Lineage: Eukaryota; Fungi; Basidiomycota; Agaricomycetes; Agaricales; Marasmiaceae. The record is from RefSeq and is a predicted model, not a curated record. Gene Ontology annotation, cellular component: cytoplasm. The coding region runs from base 1 to 423 and encodes 140 amino acids. Gene Ontology annotation, molecular function: calcium ion binding. The transcript has 4 exons.